This is a messenger RNA of Suillus bovinus, 954 nucleotides long. Its product is annotated as Alpha/Beta hydrolase protein. Gene Ontology annotation, molecular function: catalytic activity. The transcript has 6 exons. The record is from RefSeq and is a predicted model, not a curated record. The coding region runs from base 1 to 954 and encodes 317 amino acids. Lineage: Eukaryota; Fungi; Basidiomycota; Agaricomycetes; Boletales; Suillaceae.
AUGAACGAGAGCCUUGUCUCCAAGUACAAAGACAUCAUCACCUCCAGAGGAUUGACUUACCACUAUCUGUCUGUGCCAGCUGUGGAUGACAAACCCACUCUACUCUUCGUCCAUGGCUUUCCCUCUAUUUCAUACGAUUGGUAUCAUCAGAUCAAGUACUUCUCCGAGAGGGGAUUUGGCGUAGUAGCGCCCGACAUGCUCGGAUACGGCGGCACGUCUAAACCCACCGAUAUGUCCUUGUUUCUGCACACCGCAAUCGCGCAAGACUUGCUCGACAUUCUUGAUGCCGAGAAAGUCCAAAAAGCCAUAGCCGUUGGGCAUGACUGGGGCACACGCAUAUGGGUUGUGUUCGCACACCAAAUAUACACCCCCUUACCUCCCAUCGAUGUUGUUUUGGAGAUGAAUGUUAAGACAUUCGGCCGGCCACUACUGGGGUACUGGAAGUUUUUCGAACAAGAGAGCGCUUCUCAAAUCAUGGAGAAGAACCUGGAAUCAUUGAUUUCCGUGCUUUAUCCGGAUGACCCAGAUAUUUGGCUGACUCUGAUGAAUCAACCCGGGGAGAUACAAGCCUUUAUCGAAAGUGGAAAGAUGAAAAAGAGAGCCAGUUAUCUCACAGACGAGCACCACUCACGCUUGUUGGAGUCACUUAGGAAAGGUGGGUUAGCGAGUGCCAUGAACUGGUACAAGUCUACGCUCGGUAGCGUCAAUUCCCGCAUUAUGGAAGACAUACCAGAAGAAAAUCAGUUCAUCAAGAAACCCGCGUUCUUUGCGGUCGCAAGGAAAGACCACGUAUGUGUGUAUGAUUACGGCGUGCCCCAAAUGAAGCAAUAUGCGACGGGAGGUCUCCACAUGGUAGAGUUCCAAGGAGGACACUGGGUUCAGUUGGAGGAACCAGAAACGUUCAACAGAGAGCUUCAUGGUUGGAUUCGCGAUACGUUGCAACAAAAUUGUUGA